AUGAGGAAGUUAAUAACCUUUUUAACCCUUCUUGUUGUUGUGGGCAAUGAUGGCCUUGAUGGGGUUUAUGGGGCAAGCGAUUGUGGGAGUUUUACAGUCCAGAGAGCAGCUUGGAAACUAGGCACUUGUGAAUUAGCGACAAAAGCAAGAAAUAUUGACGUCCCAGUUAAAUGUUGCAAUCUGGUGAGAAGUAUGGCCCAGAAUCCGAGAUGUCUUUGUACUGUUGCGCUUUCGGAGACGGCUAGGAAAGUCGGGGUGCUCCCACAUAUUGCCCUCGAUGUGGUCAAGCGCUGUGGUGUUAGUAAUCGUCCAGUGGGUUCAAAGUGUGGAGCUUAUAUUUGGCCUUGA
Molecule: messenger RNA, 348 nt
Organism: Morus notabilis
Lineage: Eukaryota; Viridiplantae; Streptophyta; Magnoliopsida; Rosales; Moraceae
Exons: 2
Coding region: 1-348 (115 amino acids)
Biological process (GO): systemic acquired resistance
Molecular function (GO): fatty acid binding
Source: RefSeq, a predicted model, not a curated record